Molecule: messenger RNA, 489 nt
Organism: Recurvomyces mirabilis
Lineage: Eukaryota; Fungi; Ascomycota; Dothideomycetes; Mycosphaerellales; Teratosphaeriaceae
Exons: 1
Coding region: 1-489 (162 amino acids)
Source: RefSeq, a predicted model, not a curated record
AUGGACGUCCGCGACUACACACGGUUUAUCAGGCUCAUAGGCACAUGGCAAAAGGACCCUACUGAGCUACUAUUCAAACAAUCGCGAAUGCACCUCUUACACCCCGUUUCGCCCGAUCCACGACCAGCCUUGCUCUUCUUGCGUCAAGUGGUCAACAGCACACAUCCGUUUUCACAAGACAUCCUCAAUGCGAAGAAUGCCCGCGUCCAAAUCAUGAUUUUCUGGUACAUCGUCUGGGCCGCUCAAGCCUUAGCAAGGCAGGGCUUGGCUGUAGAGGCCGGGGAGCUAAUUGACAUUGGCGUGCAACACUAUCCUGUCAUCUUCUGCAAACCCGGAUAUUUCCCCAACACUCGGGUGACCAAUAGCGAUCUUGACCUCCCCAGGUCGCAUGGUCUCACAUCUCGUCUUGGAUUUGGUAGCACUCGCUAUGGUGCCGAAGACGAGGCUCGGGAGUUGCAACGUAUCCAGGUUUUGCGCGAACCUAGCUAA